GACAACCACCCGAGAAUCCAACGAAGAAGUCCAACACCCAGGUUCAGCCGGAGCUUGGAGUUACAAGUGGGCAACACUUCGGUUACCAGGAGGUAAACAAGGCAGGCUCCAGCUGUGUACCGUCUGUACAAAAUUACAGGAAACACCUUGCAGCUGCAGAUUAACGACAUCAGGCUUUUCAUAACAUUGAAGCUUUGCUCUGAUGCUGCCAAGAACCCGCUAGAAAACUAUUAGGAGGGACUGGAGCCAGGACCCAGACAAGGCAGCCCAGAUCCUUUUUUAUUCUGUUUUGUUGUCCAUUGAAGACAAAUGGUUUUGAGCCAUGGAUCAAGCUGUUGUGGACAGUCCUGUUACCCUUGUCAUCAGGGCUCCCAACCAGAAGUACAAUGACCAGACCAUCAACUGUUACCAGAACUGGACUGUGGAGAAACUCAAAGCACACCUGUCAGAUGUGUACCCAAGUAAACCAAGCUCCAAAGACCAGAGGCUGGUGUAUUCUGGGAAGCUGCUUUUGGAUCACUUUACUUUAAAAGAUGUGCUCAGAAAGCAGGAUGAGUACCAUAUGCUCCAUCUGGUGUGCGCCUCGCGAACCCCUCCCAGCUCCCCAAAGCCCCCCCGCAGCCGCGGUAACAAGCCUCAGGAGAACUCGGCCAGUCCCACGACUCUUACAAACUCAAAUAGCCCUUCCACUGGUCAAGAACCCCAGUCAUCGGUAGGAGAGAGCAGUGAUGGACUCAGACAGCGAGCUGGACCCUUCCCUUACCAACAGAUGUAUUCACAGUUUAUGCACAGCUGGAAUCAGUACUCUCCACAGCUAGCUCCUCCCACAAACAUGCCUGCUUAUUACAACCCCAUGACGUUAAUGUGGUGGCAGCAGCUGUACGCCCGGCAGUACUACAUGCAUUAUCAGUUACUGGCCGCCUCCUCUCAGCACCUCAGGCCAGACCAGCCCUCGACCCAGCCUAACCAGCCCGACCCUCUGAGCCAGCGACCUCAGGCAGAUCGCCGCGGCAACCCCGAGGUCCAGAUGAACGCCCAGGGAGGGGAGAUCCUGAAUGAGGAGGAUCUGAACUGGGACUGGCUGGACUGGGUGUACACGUUUUCACGUGCCGCCAUUUUGCUCAGUAUAGUCUACUUCUACUCCUCCUUCAGCCGCUUUGUCAUGGUGAUGAUGGCCAUGCUGGUGCUUUACCUGCACCAGGCCGGCUGGUUCCCCUUCAACCUGGAGAACGAACUCCAGCUCCCCGGAGACAGAGCCAAUCAGGACGAUAUGGAGGGAGAGCUACAAAAUCACGACUUACAAGAAAUGGAAGGAGUGAUGGAUGACGGCUCGGAUGACGAUGGGGAAAGCGGAGAGGAGGGUGCAGAGGAUGCUAACAGUGGCCCCCACACAGGCUUCCUGUCCUCCACGUGGUCAUUCAUCAUCACUUUCUUCAUGUCGCUGAUCCCAGAGGGACCGCCAAACGCUGCUAACUGAACCACGAGCACCAUGAGCCGCCACAGUUCUCCAUGGGAGCACAUUCUUUCUUUAAGAGGACGACGAGUAUCCUACCUGCUUAGGGAAACUGUCUGUCUGUUGCAAUGCAGUGUUAUAGUUUCCCAGUAGUCUAUUUCACUCCAUAUCUUAGACUUUGAGCCAAAACACAAAUGACUGAUUUAAGCUGAAAAGAGAAAUAGAGUCACUUUAUAUUGACCUUUUUUUGUUUGUCUGAACAAAGACAAACAUUUCGAACUGUCAAAAUAACAUUAGUUGAACGUCUGUAAACAAGGAUUGCUAGUGAUGCCUUGUAAACAUAGUGAAAAUAAUAAUAGUGUCUGCCAGUGCAUUGUUUCUAUAAUUUAUAAAAUAGGGACAGCAGGCACAUUUUUAAAGAAAAACUACUUGUGUUUAACAAAUGGAUCUCUUGUUUUUUCUUUGUAAGAAGCUACAAUAUUUGUUGAAAUAGUUUUUGUUUGAAUCGUAAUGACUUUUUUGUAAUGGUGGUUGUAUUCAAAUGAGAAAUUUUAAAUGGGCCACUUUAGUCCAAACGCUCAACCUACAGCAAGUAAUCCUGAGUCAUGUAGCGCCUGUGACUGAGUGAGUGAUUUUGUCUUGAGAGUUUAAAAAAAAAAGUGUCUGAACACAUUGUGUACUGUGUUGGAAGUGUAACAGAAGAGUGAUGUUGGCUACUGAAAAGUGAAUCGAUGUACCACUAAUUCUCUCAAACAGCCUGAAAGAACUGAGUGAGAUAGAAGAAUCAAUCUUCUGCCACCAGUAAUGGAAUAUUAAACAGGAUGGGCUGUCGUUGGGAUGUAAGUUGUGCAGCAUGGAGCGGACAGGAUACACUUUAAAAACAAAGCACUGCCACAAUGCAGAGUUCAUGUAGGACGAAUCAUACAUCUCUGAAGUUUGUGAAAAUGGCUGCUGCUGUUACAUUUAUCAUGUUGUGUACCAAUAAUAAUAUUAAUGUUUAUUAAACCUGCUGUCACGGUAA
Molecule: messenger RNA, 2474 nt
Organism: Lates calcarifer (barramundi perch)
Lineage: Eukaryota; Metazoa; Chordata; Actinopteri; Centropomidae
Product: homocysteine-responsive endoplasmic reticulum-resident ubiquitin-like domain member 2 protein
Exons: 9
Coding region: 323-1477 (384 amino acids)
Biological process (GO): endoplasmic reticulum unfolded protein response
Molecular function (GO): protein binding
Source: RefSeq, a predicted model, not a curated record